AUGACAUGUACUUGUAGGAGUUGGGACUUGACUGGUAUUCCAUGUAGACAUGCUAUAAGUGCCAUUUGGAUGAAGCAUGGUAAGGGUCCAGUGAAUGACUAUGUCCACCAAUGUUAUUUCACACAAACAUACUUGAGGGCCUAUGGAGGAAGCAUCAAGCCUAUGGCAGGUCCUACUGAGUGGCCUGAAACUGAUAGAAAGCCACCUCUUCCACCUGUAUACACUGCCAAGCCAGGAAGACCCAAAAAAGCAAGAAAGAAGGGAAUGGAUGAGAUAUCCACAUCUGGGAAAAAGAAGGGGGUUGCUGAGGUAUCCAAAUCUGGGAAAAAGAAGGCAGGUGAUGAGGUCUCCAAAGAUGGUAUCCAUUUGAAAAGAAGCCAUGUGAAGAUGCAUUGUACCAAAUGCAAGAAGGAAGGCCACAACAAAAGAAAAUGCCCUGAAGAUCCUGCUGUUAGGGAGAGAUUGGCCAAUCCAAAGAAAAGAGUUAGGGCAAAGGCAAACAAACUUACAAACAGUGAAGCUACAGAAUCUGAAACUGCACAAGAAACAAAGAAAAUGGUGGUUCCUACACUGCCUGAUGCAACACUUGAAGAUGAAGAUGAUAAUUGGUUGGCAAACAUUGAUAUUGAUGCAGUGGUGUCUCAAGUGCUGCAAAACCAAACAAUGCAACCACAAGUGGAUGCUGAGGAAAUACCAAUUACUAGUCAGCCACCUACUCUUGGAGAAGAAGAAGAUAGCCAACAAGUGACUCCACCAACAAAGAAGAAGCUGCAAGCCAAUGCAACUCAAUGGAGGAAAUAUAACACUCGUGGCAAGAUGAAAUCAAAAUUCAAGAACACAAGUGAUGAUCCUAUAAGCAUUGAUUAA
This is a messenger RNA of Ipomoea nil (Japanese morning glory), 867 nucleotides long. RefSeq lists its product as uncharacterized. The record is from RefSeq and is a predicted model, not a curated record. Bases 1 to 867 code for a protein of 288 amino acids. NCBI's taxonomy places the organism in Eukaryota, Viridiplantae, Streptophyta, Magnoliopsida, Solanales, Convolvulaceae. The transcript is spliced from 2 exons. Gene Ontology annotation, molecular function: nucleic acid binding; zinc ion binding.